CACCUGAGCGGGUGACGUCAGAACGAAUACUUCGUCUGCUCCGUUUGCCCGUCGGCAACGUCGCCAGCGCGGACGGCUGCUUUCUGUGCUUGCAAUCUUUUUGUUUCUCCCCCCGUUCCCAAAGUGUCCCAGUGUGUCUGAGACGCCGAGAACGUUGUCGGCGAUCCUGCCAUGUCUUCUGUCGUCCUCGACGCUCUUCGCCCCGCAACGCGCCGGUGGUGGCUGUCGGCGCGUCGCCUGCGCUGCGUGUGAAAAAAAAAGUGUGUGCUCGUCGUCAUGUAAUGCGCCGACCGACAACGGCCUACUGCCUUCCCGUUGCACCGGGGCUCAUGUGCGCGGUGGCACGCGUCAAGUACCGAGGAAUGUUCAUGUUCAACUUCGUCUGGAAGGCCCGUCGGAAAGACAAGGAUGCUGCCGCCACCAAUCAGGAGGAGCCCAAGAUGUACCUCGAGUCGACGGUGCUGGAGUGCACCAUCCCGGAGUCUCGGCUGCGAGACCUGGUGGAUCUGCCGGAGGGCCUCGACUACAACGAAUGGCUCGCGUCCCACACACUGGCGUUCUUCGACCACAUCAACCUCCUGUACGGCACGAUAUCGGAGUUCUGCACCAUGUCCGGCUGUCCAGACAUGACCGGCCCUGGAAACAGGCAGUACCUGUGGUUUGACGAAAAGGGCAAGAAGUGCAAGGUUGCCGCACCGCAGUACAUCGACUAUGUCAUGACCUUCACGCAGAAGACAGUCAACGACGAAUCUCUGUUCCCGACCAAAUUUGAGCGCGACUUCCCGAGUUCGUUCGAGUCGCUGGUGAAGAAGAUCCACGGGCUGCUGCUGCACGUACUGGCCCACCUGUACCACGCCCACUUCCGGGAGAUGGUGCUGCUGCAGCUGCACGGGCACCUGCACUCGCUCUUCGCCCACUUCACCCUCUUCAACGCCCGCUUCAACCUCGUCGACCCCAAGGACGCCCUCGUGCUCCAGGACCUGGCCGUGGCCCUGGGGCUCUGCCCGCCGACGGAGAACCCGCCCACGUCCUCCGCCGCUGCCGCGCCGCCCGGCGGCGACGAAGACGCCGCCGCGGUAGAUGCGUUGGCGAUCGACGGCCUGCAGGCGCCACUCUCGCCGCCGUUGGUGCAAAGGGCGCCGGCCGGCAUGGAGACUCCUAUGGCCGUCGGAAGCACGGUGUCUGCGCAGUAGCCGCCAAACAACCGCGCAUGCGUGGCGUGCGACAUGCCGCGGGGCGUCGUUGCUGUCGUUUGGGAGAGAGUACGAGCGAGCGUCGUUGGGCUGCGUAUCUGGCCACGGCCGGGAUAGAAUUGAAAGGCGUGCUGUCUUACUGCCUUCACCUUUAGGCCAAUGCUGGGGAGAAGGACACGAUAGAAUCUAAAAUGGCAAUAACCUGGUUUGCUAUUGUAACGAUGAUGCAAAGUAAACAAAGUAAUAGGAAACAAAAACCGAAGGUUGGUUAUGGCAGCACACGUACGCAGCUCCUUAAGCGUCUAUAAACGGCCGUUUAUUUAUUGUAAACCAAAAUUAUUUCGAUCGGCGCUUUACUGUUGUUUCGUACAACUAUGUGGGCACAUGCUUUCUAUCGCACUGGUCGGAACAAGUUGUUCAGGGUGGUUUGGGCUGCACUCGAAGUUGUGGCAUUGUCAUGCCCCCACACCAUAGAAAAACCACCAUUGCUUUUAAGCGAGAGCAAAGGCCGCAAGGCACGCCGCCGUCUACCCCGGCUGUGAUUCGGCGGGAUACUUUUUCCCUGAGGCAGUGGUGCGGAAGGAACAUUUCCUUCCAUCUAUCAUUUUCCACACAACUUUUCUUUUUAGCGAUAUAAUUACGUACGAAAACGUGUCGCAGUAUUUUUUAAUGUGAAAAAACGGACAAAUGUUUUGCACUCUAGCCGUGCGGCUUGUCGGCGUCAGGGCUUCGCCGAAAUUGCGAAGCCGGGACGCACGUGCUAACCCCGUCUGGACCGAGGUGCGCUCCGUUCCUCUUCCGGCGACAGCAACGGUGCCUCUGGCGUCGCUGCCCCGGGGGUUACGACAGGCGCCUCUCGAAACGUUGAGUCUUUCACAUCUUGCGUCUAGGCGGAGGGUGACUAGCUGCGGUUCCAUUUUUUCAAUUGCGCGACAGGGUUCGGGCUGCCAUGUUUGGCAUCGCCCCAUCACGUCCUUGCCCCCGCUUCGUUGGACGACGUUUCCAAAGUGCCGCCGUAAGACGCCGCACUACGGAGGAGUGUCGUCGAGUCCGUUUGGGACGAGUUGUUUCCGCAUUAAUCGGAGACGGGGGCACGACCGGAAAGACACGGCGGUCGCGUCGAGGAGAAGCGUCUCCGCACGGCAGACGUUGAUGCAAGGACGCCACACUUAAAGACGAAGUCCCACGCUGGCAUUCUCGACCGCCACCGUUGCUGUGGCGCGUUCCUUCUUGCGUUUGCAGCAUGAGAAGCGUAUUUAUUUUUUUGUUUUCUCGCCUCCGAAGAGGAGGGGGGUUCGAGGUGAUAGACUAUGAUAUAUAUGUACAUACUCUAUUUUUUAAAGAAAAAGUCGCAGAGUUUGAUAAGUCUUUCUGUCAGGGCAUUGAGGAUGCGUGGUGUUGGCGGGGGCGGAGUAGACCCCGCCCCAUUUCUUUCUUUUUCUUUUUUUUUUUUUGUUGCUUUUGUGAAAGUUGAGUGUUUGUACUUUGCGGAAGUACACGGGGCCGGCCGGCGCCUUGCCGACGUAGAGCGCGCGUCAGACUGUCUGGUGCGCUUUUGCCGACAUCAGACCUAGAUGUCACCCUCUUAGAUUCCCCCUUCUGGACAAGUAGCAUUUUGGCCUCAUACCAGCUAGAUGGCCUCCAGGAUGGGUGUGCUUCGUCUCAAAUAGAUUCUUUGUUGUCUUUUGUUUUUUGCGCAAUUUUUUGGAGUUAAUUGAUUGGCAAGCGCAAAAAGGGGCCACAACGUACUGUGGGUAUAUCGGUGGCAUGAGUGACACUGGUCCGAGCGUUUUCACCCUCGAGCGAUGACCUGGAGGCGAGCCUCCGUUGCCACCAGAUUGGUGAAAAAUGAAGUGUCCAACUCUGGCGCAAUGUUUGGUAGUUCACAAUUCUUUUUUUUUUGUUUUCCCGACCUAGUUGCGCAGGUCUCUUUGUCUGUUGAGUUUUAGGCCGCAUGGGUGUUUUCUUUUUAUGUGCAUUUGAGUUGUUUGUAAAUAUCCUCUUCUGCCCUCCCCCAUUUCUUAUUUAUUGAUAUUUUUUUUUUCACCGUUGAUGGUUUUUGUGCGGUUGUUGGUAGCACUGUCCUUACAUUUCCUCGAAGUUUUGUUGAACCGUGACGUCUCGCAUUUUGCGGGUAACUGCCUUUGUUGUUCAAUUGUCUUCCCCCUUUUUUUUUUUUUUGUUAUAGGUGUUUUACUUUUGCUCCUGAGCUUUUAAGCCCUAAAGUAAAAACAAAAACAAAAAAAAUCUUUUUUUUUCCUUUUGUUGCGUUACGAAGGUUGAGGGUUGCACUCCUAAAAUUUAGUUCCGCGAGUUCUAGGGGCUUACAGUAUUUGCCUGCUACUCCUAUCGAGACGCGACAUGACGAUGCGUGAGUUUGUAGAGACAGUAUAUAUGCCCACACCAGAAUUGUACAGAGAUGAGCGAAGUGCGUUCUGGGUGGUGGCUUUAUUUUUUUCUCCCUCUCCGAGAAUUACUGCAGCUUGUUGGUCAUCUCGAGAAGCAACAUUGUUGGUUAUUUUGUAAAGCGGCACUACGUAGAUGUAUAUAAAUAAUAUAUAUAUAUUAUAUAUAUAUUAGAGGCUGAAAGUGGGUCGAGCAUUCUGGAUGGCUCACCGGCACUUAUUUCUCGCAGCGUCGUACUCCGCAGUCUCCCUAGCGCAAAAGAUCCCCGCCUAAAUUUGAAAUUAGUCGACUGUUGUGGCCUCGGAGAGUUCGGUCCCUAGCGCGAGUACUACAUCUUGCAUAAAACCUUUAGCGUUAGCUUACCUUCCCCCAUCUUCAGGCUCGAAAAAAACUAGGAAAAAAAAAGUUAUAUGCGUACCAAUCUCGGAAAUAUUUUUUAGGCUUUUAGUGCGGACAUCCCUUUGACCAUCGUAAGGUAGCACUUGAGCGAGAUAGACGAAGAGCGCAAUUAAGUAGGGCGACAGACUUGAAAAUCGCUGGCGAUUGGCGUCGUAGAUCGUGGGGUUGCGGUUCGGCCCGCAUAGCAGUACGGCCUGCAUUGCGGUUCGGCCUGCAUUGCAGUACGGCCUGCAUUGCAGUACGGCCUGCAUUGCGGUUCGGCCUGCAUUGCAGUACGGCCUGCAUUGCAGUACGGCCUGCAUUGCAGUACGGCCCGCAUUGCAGUACGGCCCGCAUUGCGGUUCGGCCUGCAUUGCAGUACGGCCUGCAUUGCAGUACGGCCUGCAUUGCAGUACGGCCCGCAUUGCAGUACGGCCCGCAUGUCGUCAUCGUCCCGUGGAUGCCCACUUGCACCAUAGUGGUGGCAGACCCGGGGCAGAGUAACUGGGUUCCCCUGCUUGCUUGUCUCGUCAAAGUGCGAGCCAGUCCUGAAUGCUCUGUUAUGCCUGUUUCCUUGGGGGCCUUUGAUGUACUACCGCUCUCCCGACCUUGGCACGUCUCCUAGAGAGACGACCCGUAGACAAAUCGGUGUCGCGAGCACUCGCAGCUGCUGCUGCACCAUUCUCGCGAGAGGGACAUAUGCCUGUCCGUCGGUGCCUUUCGACUGUGUGUCUGGUGUGACAUCUUUGACUGUGACUGUAGUCGUGCAACCUCUGAGCACCAGCGGGUGGUCGUGGCUCGGUUUUGGGCCGAGACGCCUUCUAGUGCCAGUCUGGGUUUGUGCGUUAAGUUCUGCUCCGUUUCAUACUCCGUUCGACUACGAUUCGGCAAGCGGCAGCAACUAGGACCCCGACGAGCCAGUCGGAUCGUCGGAAUCCACUCCUCUCGUGGAGGGCCGUCGUACGCUUCGCUCCGUCGUUCCUAUCGGCUCGCUCGAAAGGGUCGUAGUGUUUGCUCUUUGCCGGGUUGUGCCGAAGCAAAGUGCAGAAAUCUGCCGUUUGUUUCUGCAUUUUUUUGUCUCUUAGGUGCUGGGUUUUGUGAAAUGUAUUGGCUCCUUAAACAGCCUCACCCAACCCUUUGUUUGGGUGGCAGAAAUAUUGUUGUUUCUCGAGUGGUGGCUUUGCGCUCGUAAAAAGUCCAGAACGGCACCCCACAAACGUUGCUCCAAUUUCACUCUCGAGCUUCUCUUCGGUCCUUCGUCGGCUUCUUCGAAGCACUUCCCGCAUGCAAAGCUACUUUGUGCUUGUAUGGUUCUACGAUUUUGUGCGUCCGGCAGUAUUUGAGUGUUGGGCCUUUGGACGGGCCAUCGGCGACCGUGAUAGCGUUGUUGUGUUUUAGAGCUGUGAUCCACAGAGCCAUUCCACGGGUUGCGCCUUGGGGAGCGUCAGGAGACACGGGCAGUGCUGGCUUUGGGUUCUGCUUGCUGGUGGUCAGAGGUUGGGCGACUACCGCUUCCCUCGUGCUGUGGCGGUGUUGGUUCGCUGCUGCUACCGCGGCUGGAGGCGUGAGAUAGAAAUGCUCUGGCUGGGUACGCGCUCUUCGCCUUUGAUAAUCGACACAACUGCACGCACAGUUGCGGCUUUGUAAAUAGAAGAAAUGAGUGGAAAAAGAAAAAAAAAUACUUCGAGGGAACUAGUCAAGUACAAUAAAGUUUAGUACAAUGGUU
Messenger RNA from Ixodes scapularis (black-legged tick), 5703 nucleotides. It is a transcript of the gene Mob2, whose product is annotated as MOB kinase activator-like 2. Gene Ontology annotation, molecular function: protein kinase activator activity. NCBI's taxonomy places the organism in Eukaryota, Metazoa, Arthropoda, Arachnida, Ixodida, Ixodidae. The record is from RefSeq and is a predicted model, not a curated record. The coding region runs from base 282 to 1193 and encodes 303 amino acids. Gene Ontology annotation, cellular component: cytoplasm; nucleus. Gene Ontology annotation, biological process: signal transduction; positive regulation of protein phosphorylation. The transcript is spliced from 5 exons.